CCCGGGAGUGUCCCGGCGGGCACCCCCGCGUCCCCCAUUCGCACCCCGCGAGCCCUCCCGCCUCCCAACCCAGCACGCCCGAGAGAGAGGAGAGCGAGAUGAUGGGGCAGGCCCCCCAGGAUGCGCCGGAGGUCCUGGGAGCCGAAGAGCUGGAGUGUAAGAUCUGCUACUACCGCUACAACCUCAGCGUCCGCCGGCCCAAGGUGCUUGACUGCGGCCACCGCCUGUGCGCUAAGUGCCUGAACAAGAUCCUGGACCUGGGCGAGUCCCCGCCACGCGCCGUGGUGUGCCCCUUCUGCCGCUGUGCCACCAGCCUGCCCGAGGAGGAGGAGGAGGAGGAGGAGGCAGGAGACGCAAGCGGCCUGCCUGACGACCGAGGCCUGGUGGCGGCCCUGGCCCUCCGGCUGCAGAACCGGAGGAACCUGCUAGAGGGCUCCACUGAGCUCCUGCUCAGCCCCCGCCGCCUCAGCGCUCUGGUCGGCCCUUCCUCUUCCUCCUCGUCCCCUUCCUCACGCCGAGCCCCCAGCUGCCUGGUCAUCACCAUCGUGGAGUCGGCCCAGGAUUCCCCCCCUGGAUCCCCCCGCGCUCCCGCCCACGGCCGGGCCCGCCGCUCCCCGAGCCUGGACUCCAUGACGUCCAUGGCCCAGCGCUGGACGGUGUGGAACUGCACCUCCCUGCUGUGCCAGGCCUCCGCCCAGGCCCUGAUCUGGCUGCUGGGCCUGCUCUACUUCAGCUCCCUGCCUCUGGGGGUCUACCUGCUCAUCGUGCAGAAGACCACGCUGGGGGUUCUCCUGGUCAGCCUCGUACCGUCCAGCCUGGUGCUCGUCAUGGCGUACGGCCUCAGCCGGUGCCUCUGCCGUGAGCUCCUGGACUGCAUGUCCACGUAGCGCCCUGACGGACAGCCGGAUGCAGACAUUCACAGGUCCCGGAGGAUUUCAGGGAUCGCCUCAAUGGAUCCUGAGAGGUUCCCCAUAUGGAUUCCAGGAGGUAGCAUUUAAAAAACAAACCAUGGAAUACAGUGAUGGCUAAUAUCACUUAAAUGCAUAAUUCAUAAACAGAAAAGAAUGGAUCUUAAUCUUUUUCUUGAUUAAGGAUGCUAGGUGAUUGACUCAAGAAAACCAUUAAAGACACAAUGUUAGCAUUUUUAAAAUAAAUUCUGAUUGAGAGCAACUCUGUAUAUUGUAUAUUCUGUAUUCAAUACUUAUUGUUAAUGUAGUUUGCAAUGCAUAUAAUUAUAUAUCAUUCUAAAAACCUUGUCCACUGGAAUAGGACCUCAUCUCUAACCUCAUCUCUCAGACCUUUGGUCAGUGUUACUUACCUGGAGCUGAUAAAACAAAGUAUGAACCAAAUUUAUUGCAUUCUCCAUUUUUAUAAACAAGAUGAGAGGUGUUAUUUGCCUGGAACACAAAUCCACAGAAACUAAGUGAAGAACAAUGUCUCUCUCAUUUCCAGAAUAAGAUCUUGUUGACAAUUUCCUCAGAAGGGAGGACUACAGCAUGAAGUAGGGGCAUUGUUACAAGAAAACAAUGCUUGAACCAAACUGCCAUUAUCUAAUCCCAAGGAUAUGCAUGAAUUGAGCAUUAGCAUGGAAUACUGCAGAAACGAGCAGCAACAGACAGAGCAGUAGGACAAUGUUCCAUAACUAGCAGUCACUCUGCACCGAAAUGUUAAUAAGAUUAUGUAACGCAAAUGUAAAGGAUGAAAUUUACAGAGUGUUGAGAUGAUUAAAUUAAAAAAUCGAUCAAAACCACAACAUAUGGUUUAAUCCAAGGCAUCCAAUCCUCUCUGAACUAUCUCAGCUUAGUCAAAGAGGAAGAAUGGAAAUUGAUUACAGUUAACUUGAUGUGGGGGUCAUUUUGUUUUUCUUUUUGUGUUUCAUUGAUAGGAAAUAACUGAAUAUUGAAAGAAAACAUGCAUACUUUUCCUUUUCUCAGUGAUAAAACUGUUUUUAAAC
This is a messenger RNA of Conger conger (European conger), 1954 nucleotides long. Its product is annotated as E3 ubiquitin-protein ligase RNF182-like. Lineage: Eukaryota; Metazoa; Chordata; Actinopteri; Anguilliformes; Congridae. The transcript has a single exon. The record is from RefSeq and is a predicted model, not a curated record. Bases 99 to 887 code for a protein of 262 amino acids.